Molecule: messenger RNA, 1567 nt
Organism: Filobasidium floriforme
Lineage: Eukaryota; Fungi; Basidiomycota; Tremellomycetes; Filobasidiales; Filobasidiaceae
Exons: 3
Coding region: 247-1113 (288 amino acids)
Source: RefSeq, a predicted model, not a curated record
GCUCGGUGAUGGUAACGGCAACAUCCAGAGAAUAAUAGUCACACGAACUUCAAGCCGAUUGAUCUUCUGCUCCAAAGGUUUGAACAUCGACAAACGCAGGCGAAAUCUACAGAUCGGCGCAUCGCAUCAUCGUCCUACCUCACCUCCCAAAACCUUACCAAACCUCUUAACCCGAUCGAGCUCCGAUCACAACACCCAUCUCAUACCUCCUGCCGACCCACACCCCUACGCAAGGGUAACAGCACCAUGUCAACGUACAGCAGAAUAACGACAAGAUGCCUCCAUACCACCCGACCGGCCCGGGCGAGGCUACAGGAUAAACAGAACCAUUACGAUGUCCUCCAGGUCGGGCGGGGGAGUUCGAAGAGGGACAUCAAGAAUCGGUUUUACGAGUUGUCGAAAAAAGCCCACCCAGACGUCCCAGGCGGAAACAGGGCGACAUUCGAGAAACUGUCCGAGGCAUACAGCGUGCUCGGGGACGAUUCUAAACGGCGGCAAUACGACAUCUCCCUCCAACCACGUUCAUCCUCCGGCGUAACCCAUUCAACACCCUACUACUCCCCUCACUCUCCAUACCUCCGUUCCCAACGACCGGGGAAUCAAACGGGCCCACAUCGAGCCUGGGCAGGAACGGCCAAAUCAGCAACAGGCCAAGGAUCUACCUACUCUCGCCCCCAAAACGCCGGUUCGUGGACGGACUACGGGUUCGCCGAACGCACCGGCGGAGCGGCAGGGAGACGCCAUUCGGCUCCUCCACCGCAGUUCGGGUCUGGGAGUCAUCAUCCCAACUUGCAUCGAUAUCCAUUCGGAGGAGGUCGUUCACCCGGGUCUGGAUCUGGAUCUACGCAGGGUGGAGGUGGAGGCGGGGGUGGUGGGCUGGGCGACGAUGGAGGGGAAGAGAUCAGGAAAGAUAGCGGCGUCCUGAGGUUCUUCGGGGUGUUGGCCAUGUUGAUGACCGUCAUAGGCUUGGGUGGGGGGUUCAACGCUAGAGCGGAUGAAAGGCCACAGGGAGAUUUGCGGAAUGGGGACGAGGUGUGGUCGAGCGAUGGCGGGAAUGAGACUGAUGGCCGGAUGGAAAUCGAGACUCGAUGCAGGAGGCCGGAGGAGUCUUGAUCUCGAACAUGAACUCAAUCGUAACAUGUAGCCCGCUUCCGAUCCCCCCUGUACCCCAGUUGUACCCUCAUCUCGACAAGGUCUAUUGUAACUCAUCCGGCUCGACCGCAUCUCGCUAUCAUACCCAAGCGGAUCCAGCGGGGACAAGGUCGAUUUCAUUGGUAUCGAUCGCAUGUAUAGUUGAAGCAUGGCUGUCGUCAAACAUGUUAUAACAGCUUGAGGUGCCCCGUCACCUGGUUGAUCAGCUUGACCGGGCCUCUAAUAGGUAGGACGGCAUGCGGACAGAGGAGGAACGCAAGACGAGAAAAUCAAUGGAGAGCAUCAGCUUGGGUAUUGCAGGACCUUCUCGCUCUCCCUCAUCAUCCAUCACUUUCCAUCUGACGAAGAAGAAGCCUAGACCAGCCGAUAAAACCCCGAAAAAGCCUACUCACGGUCCGAUCCCCAAAACAGUCUU